Messenger RNA from Helianthus annuus (common sunflower), 723 nucleotides. RefSeq names its product protein translation factor SUI1 homolog 2. Gene Ontology annotation, molecular function: RNA binding; translation initiation factor activity. The record is from RefSeq and is a predicted model, not a curated record. The transcript has 2 exons. Lineage: Eukaryota; Viridiplantae; Streptophyta; Magnoliopsida; Asterales; Asteraceae. Gene Ontology annotation, biological process: translational initiation. The coding region runs from base 182 to 526 and encodes 114 amino acids.
CAACCCGACCCGAAAACCCGUACACCCACCGCCAUAGGAAUAACCCGGUACCCUUUCUAUAUAAACCCUAACCCUGAUCUUCAAAAAUCCUCAUAACCACUUGGAUCUUUCUUCAUCGUCACUCUUGAUCGGAAUCCGGAUCGGAGGACUAUCGUAUACAAUCAUCAUUCAAACAAAGUUCAUGGUUGAUAUAGAAGUUCAGAUCCCAUCUGCUUUCGAUCCAUUUGCUGACGUUGAACAAGAUUCAGGUGGCGGUGCCGGAGUCAAAGAGUAUGUUCAUAUCCGCAUUCAACAACGAAAUGGUAGAAAAAGCUUGACAACAGUUCAGGGUCUCAAAAAGGAGCUCAGUUACGAAAAAAUUCUCAAAGAUUUGAAGAAAGAGUUCUGCUGCAAUGGCACUGUUGUGCAGGAUAAAGAGCUGGGUAAAGUGAUUCAGCUUCAAGGCGAUCAACGCAAGAACGUUUCUGCGUUCUUGACCCGUGCGGGUAUUGUGAAGAAAGAUCAGAUCAAGAUCCAUGGUUUUUGAAAACAAAGUGGUUUGAUUUUCGGAUUCGGGUUGUGUUUUGCUUAUUGAUGCAUACUACUACAGUUUCAGUUUCUUGAUUUCUGGUUAAUGUUGUUUUGUGGGUUUUUACUUUUCUGUGAUGGAUGUUAUGUGCAACUGGACUAUGUUCGCCACUUUGGUUGGUUAUGCUCAAAUAAAAGACUUUAGUGUGUUCAAUA